ACUGGAGAAGCACGGUGCUUAUAGCAUUCAGAUCAGAUCAGUUGUGGCAUAGGCAACAUGGGAUCACAAGCGAUAUUUGGAUUGAGCUGCCUGCUUUUGCUUUGUGCUGCGGUUAGCGCACAAAAAACAUAUGAUGGACGCAAUGGUCCGCACGUAUUUGGAACACCUGGCCAGCAGGUAUAUAUACGCGGUCAAAAUGAAGGCAGCUACCAGGUGCCUGGUGUGGCUGGCACGUUCCAGAACUCGCCUGGAAGUGGAUCGCACAGCUAUACAGACGAGCAGGGCAACACCUAUGUGCAUAAUAAGAAUGGCCCCGGCCAACCAGCUACCCACAGCAUAAGUGGACCGAGUUUAGUGGCCCAGCGCGGACCGGCAGCGAAUGCAUAUCGUGGUCGCCGAGGCGUCGUAGUGAGCCGUCCGGAUCGUGUUGUCGUCAGCAGCGGUGGUCAACACUACGCUGGUCGCAGUAGUCGCGACAUUCACGUUGCUCGCCCGGAUCGCACGGUCGACUAUGGCGGCCCUGGCGGUGAUUUUGUUAUACAACGAGGCCGUCGUAGCCCACAGUCUGUGCUCGUGAGCCGUCCGGAUCGUGUUGUCGCCAGCGGCGGCGGUCAAGUUUACGUUGGCCGCAGUAGUCGCGACAUUCAUGUUGCUCGCCCGGAUCGCACCGUCGACUAUGGCGGCCCUGGCGGUGACUUUGUAAUACAACGAGCGCGCCGCAGCCCCCAGUCUGGGCACGUGAGCCGUCCGGAUGGACGCUCUGUUAGCUAUGGCGAAGGCGGCUUCAUUGUCAAUGGCCACGAUGGCCGCACUGUCGCCCACUCCCGUCAAAGACGCGCUCGUGUCCAAGGUGAAAACUUUGUGGCACGCGAUGAUCAAGCUGGAGUCUGGAACGAUGGUGUCUCUGUUUGGAAGCGCCCGGACGGACGCACAGUUAGCAUUGACAGCAAUGGCAACGUCAUCACCUCAGGCAGCCCCAAUGGACGUGGUCCACAACGCUAUUCCGGUUAAUCCUAGAUGGAGAAACAAUCGUAAAAAUCAAAUGUAUAAAAUAGGGCAGUAAUUAUUAUUGCUUAGUUAACUCCUAAAUCAAAUAAAUAAGUAAAUAACGACCUA
This is a messenger RNA of Drosophila virilis, 1116 nucleotides long. RefSeq names its product baramicin A1. Lineage: Eukaryota; Metazoa; Arthropoda; Insecta; Diptera; Drosophilidae. The record is from RefSeq and is a predicted model, not a curated record.